Molecule: messenger RNA, 681 nt
Organism: Ilex paraguariensis (yerba mate)
Lineage: Eukaryota; Viridiplantae; Streptophyta; Magnoliopsida; Aquifoliales; Aquifoliaceae
Source: the annotation of a GenBank genome assembly
GGUCAAAACAUACUAUCAGGAAAAGAUAUAAGCAAAUACCUGCCGCUGUACAAAGCUGCACUCAAUGGUGACUGGGGGAAAGCUGAAAUUAUUUUCGAAAAAGAACCUGGUGCGGUUAGUGCAAUUGUCAUGGGACUCGCAGAAACGACACUCGCUGUAGCAGCUAGAUCUGCAAAGAGUAACAAUUUUGUGAAGAACCUUGUGGAUAAGAUGUCACCUGCAGAUCUGGCUUUGCCUAACUAUUAUGGCACAACAGCCCUUCAUACAGCAGCAGCAACUGGCAACAUUGAGGCAGCCAAGUUGCUAGUGAACAAGAACAUUCAUCUGCCUUAUAUUUUCGACUACGCUAAGGCACUACCUCUCCAUGUAGCUGCUAAUAGAAGCCAAAGAGAGAUGGUUCUCUACUUGAUGGAAGUUACCGAAGCAGACAAGGAGCCCAAGCCAUUUGAAGAUGAAACAGGUGUUACACUAGUCGUUGGCUUGAUAGCGGGUGGACUUUAUGACAUAACUCUUGAUUUGGUUCGGCGCAACCCUAAGUUGGCAUGGGGGAUUUCAUCUCCUUUGCAAACAUUUGCAUCAAAGCAGUCUGCAUUUCGCAGUGGAGCACGCUUAAACUACUGGCAACAAUUGAUCUACUCUGAUGCCACUGAAGGUAUAGAGAGACUAAACCCAGUAAAAUGA